AUGUCUGCAGACUACGUGAUAGUAGGCGGCGGCACCGCCGGUCUGGUCGUUGCCAAUCGUCUCUCUGAAGAUGAAAAUACCAGCGUCAUCGUACUGGAAGCUGGUGAUGAUCGGACAGAGGACAACCAAGUCCAGAAUCCGAUCUGCUGGCCCAGUCUGAUCGGAUCAGUGCUGGACUGGGAGUUUAAAACAGUUCCUCAGACUGGCCUCAAUAAUCGUGAACAAGAGCAUCCUGCUGGCAAGGUCUUGGGCGGUUCAUCCACGAUCAACGGCCUUGUUUACAUUCCCCCUUCGCCCGCUGGCAUCGACGCGUGGGCCAGGCUGGGCAAUGACAAGUGGAACUGGAAUGCUCUCCUGCCAUAUCUGCAACGAUCAUACCGUCUGCGAGCUCCUGAUGAGAUUAAAAAAGAGUUUAACCUAGACGCACACAAUACAGGCAGAGGUCCUAUCAGUGUCUCUUAUCCAUCUCUCGCAGACGAACGGAACCACCCCCUCAUCAAUGCCUGGAAUGAUACAUUCAAAGAACAGGGCUACGAAUUUACAGGCAACUUUCUUCCUGAAAAGACGGUCGGCACGCGUCCAUAUACAGCUACGACGCAUGAUAGGUGGGGUCUGGGUGAUUGUCGGAGUGCCAGUGAUACCGAGUAUGGCCGGAAUGCAUUCAUUCGGCCAAAUUUAGACGUUCGCACUGGCGUGACUGUUCGACGCGUCCUCUUCUCCUCUGCAUCUGGAGAAGCUAUCGCCACUGGUGUUGAGGUCUACACGAGACAAGGACUUGUCACCAUAAAGGCAAAGGAAGAAGUUAUUCUCGCGGCGGGCGCGUUCAACACUCCGAAGAUUCUCGAGCUUUCUGGCAUUGGCGAUGGUCGUCUUUUAUCCAAAUUGGGGAUUCCAACUAUCAUAGAUAACCCCGGGGUUGGGGAGAACCUGCAGAAUCAUCUCAUGAGCUUUCUUCCGGUCCCGGUGAAGAGGUUUACUGAGUUAGAUAAUGCUCCCCCUGGCAUCAAAGCACUGGGGUUUGUGAAUCUUGACCAACGCGAACAAGCAGAUCUACUAUCCAGAUUCUCUCCACAGUCCAAGCACGACGAGGUUAUUCGCUCCAUCAUCCAGAAUCCCGAUGAAGCCUCAGCUACUGCCCUGCUCAGUCUAUGCGAGACAUCUGAACAUGCGGCUAUCGUGGUUCUGUUUCCCAGUUUUCCGAUUUCCCGUGGUAGCACUCACGUCUCCUCUCAAGAUGCGUACGUGAAGCCAACUAUCGACCCGCGAUUUCUGUCCAAGCGAAUAGAUUUGGAAAUCAUGGCUCGUCUCGUUCAGAAUCUCCAUCAGGUGCCUGCCAGUCCUGCCUUUGAGGAGUUCUUCGAAUACACCAAUCCAGGACUUGAUCUAGAUGCGAUUAAGGAAUCAAUCCAUGAACGGGCUAUCAGCACACAUCAUGUAUGUGGAACAGCUGCAAUGCUUCCAAAGGAAGAUGGAGGUGUGGUAGAUCAAAACCUGAGGGUAUACGGCACGGGCAAUCUCAGGAUAGCCGACGCGAGUAUCUUUCCACUGAUUCCCAGCGCAAAUCCAAUGUCGACAGUCUAUGCCGUGGCAGAGAGAGCAGCAGAUUUGAUUCGAUAUAGACAUUUCUAAUGUCAUCAAAUGCCAUCACAUUGUCACAUUGACUAUACUGAUGAAGGAAAUAUGCAAUAAACAAAAUGCUAAUUUGAUACCACUUGACCUUCAUACAAAUAGUGUCUGUUCUAUUGGCAUCACUUCGGCAUCACGCAUGCCUAAUCUUCCUUUCCACACCAAUGUAAUCAACUCCGUUUCU
Aspergillus wentii DTO 134E9 is the source of this 1810-nucleotide messenger RNA. RefSeq names its product GMC family oxidoreductase. The transcript has 2 exons. The coding region runs from base 1 to 1629 and encodes 542 amino acids. The record is from RefSeq and is a predicted model, not a curated record. Lineage: Eukaryota; Fungi; Ascomycota; Eurotiomycetes; Eurotiales; Aspergillaceae. Gene Ontology annotation, molecular function: oxidoreductase activity, acting on CH-OH group of donors; flavin adenine dinucleotide binding.